Messenger RNA from Linum trigynum, 6127 nucleotides. The record is from the annotation of a GenBank genome assembly. NCBI's taxonomy places the organism in Eukaryota, Viridiplantae, Streptophyta, Magnoliopsida, Malpighiales, Linaceae.
CUUCAAUUGGAUUGGUGGAUUCACAGAUACUAUUCAUCGAUUAUUGAAAAAUUGUAAUUUAGUACCUAUGCAUUUUAUAUUUUACAGUUUGACACCUAAAUUUUAAUUUUUAAUGGAAUAUACUAUUCGAAAAAAUAUGGUUUGGUAUUUACAAUGACAUUUUAGUAUCUAAAAUUUUCAAAAUGUACAUAAUUUUUCUAUAUUUUAAUUCAAUCCACCAGUCCAUUUGAUCCAAUCCAUUCGCAACAUAGAUAUUUACCAAGAAAAAUCAAAGUUUUUCCCGUAAAAGAUAGAGACAAACUCAUAAACUCCCACUUCCAUUUUCGAACUCAUCCAUCGUUUCUCAAAAAUAGGUUGGCUUUUCUCUUAUGAGUGACCUAUAACGUACCCUAACUUUCUAAAACCUUGCAACUCCUUCAUUUCACUUCACUUGUACACAUGUAUUUCCCAGACAAGAUUUGAUGGUGGAAAUGAAGUCGGCCUGCUCUAACAUUUCAAUCUCCAAAAGCAUAUAAGUCGAUGUGGAAUCCAUCUCAUCAGCGGGCACACAAGUAGUUAAUUUGACAGAGUGCUUAACUAAGCAAGUGCGCUUUAUCGUGCGGCUGCCUCUCCGAGCCAACGUCGCAAUCACAGUCCCUUUGCACGCCUACGUUCAGGUUAGGUUAGGAAUCCCCAAACCCUCCCCUACAGGCUAGGCUACAGCAUGCCAUUGGCCUAUGCCCCCUCCAAAAUUGUUUUGUGGUCCAAAACCAGAAGUUAAAGAAUAUAGAUUAGGAAUUAAAUUAAAUAUUAGACGAUUCAAAUUAGAUCACGUUUGUGUAGUCCAGGAUGAUAUGGUCUGCACCAUGCCAUGUGGAUCAUAUUGACGAAAAAAAUAAGAAGUUUGUUUAGUCAAGCACAUAAAUAAUCGGAGGAAAAAAAUAUAUUCUAUUUUGACCUUCAAACAUAAAUUCUAACACGCUUGUAUAGUUUUGAUACCAUAAAUGACAAAAACACAAAGUCAGGGCAAUCCAGCUUGCACCUUAACAUCAUAAUAUUAACAUGAUAUCGUAUGGGGACACGGUUGUCUCUACCCUCUGGCAGAGUAUGGUUUAUGAAUUAAGGGGUGGAUAGGAUUUACAAAAUUAGGAUUGAGACUUAGCUCGUUAAGGAGAGGGGAGAGUGGUCGAGUGAAUUGCUAACACAAAUUGAGAAGUGGGUAGGGUCCACGGUUUGGUAUGAUAAACCGUUGUCUUGACCAUACCAGAUCAAGAGAUCAAUACAUCCUAUAACAGAUACCAUUGGUCAGACUAGAUUAUUCUUAACGACCUAUAUAGUCUGGACCAAACUAUGUGAUCCAGUUUGGUCCACGGUUUUUCAAAUGGUCUGGUCUAUUUUCCAGGCCUAAUGGAUGCCACGUGUCACGAGAACCGUAGAUAUGCACAAGAGAGAACAAGGUACGAAUACUUGUUAAAAUUAUGUCGUGAGCUGAGUCGAGCUUAAUCUACGUUGAGCUAAGGUGUUAGAAAAUGAGUUGCGUUUGAGAUCAAUUCAUUUAUUAAAAUUUUGUCUCAAGCACAGUUCAAGCUCGACACAAACUCAGCUUAUUUAUGAGCUUACAAUCUCUCUAUAAUCUAUAAUACACAAUUUCUCUUUCAAAUUAUAAAUGAGACAUAUUUAGUCAUGUACGUACGACAUCAACCACCACUAGAUGCAAAUCCUUUAGUAUUAUUGGAGAUAUUAAUGAUUUGCAAACUCGUUUUGACCAGGUGGAAUUUUUUUAUGUGCCCCUUUGAAGUUUGUGUAGCUAUAAAUUUACAAAAUCUAAGAACUUCUAAAAGAUAGUUUACACGGUGUCUAAUCUCAAAGUUAGUUCAAUACUUAAUUUUGACAACGAGAAAAGUAAAUGCAAUAGCUAAAUGGUGGUUUGUCAUAUUUGUCCGCCAUAAAAUUUUGCCGAGUAAUUGUGAAGAACUAGUUGAUCCCGAUAACAUACUGUUUACUAACAUACCCUUCAAAUGAAGCCACCAUAUAUGGGGGUUAAAGUUUGCACAAGUUCAAACACAAUAUGCUUAUCAGAAUAGAUGAGGAUCAUCGGAAUUCAAACAUAAAACCUCUCAGUCACAGAAGGCUCUAAUACCAUGUCAAGAACCAGUUGGUCCUAAUAAUCGAGUUGUUGGGACCAACUCGGUUAUUGAGACCAACUGUUUCUUGACAUGGUAAUGGUGGCUUUCGUUUGAGAGGGUGUUUUAGUAAACAGUAUAAAAUCCACAAUUAAACCUCUUAGGAACUCGAAAUAUUGGGAUCAAUUGGUUCUUCAUAGUAAUACAACAAGGAAUUGGUUUGGUAACUUUGCUUAUAAUUCCCUAAUUCUUGGAACCAACUCUAAUUCAGCCAUAACAAAUAUUCAUCCUAAACUCAUCCAUUUUCUGCAUGUAAUUCUCUACCAAUUAACAGAUGACAAGGUCUCAACCUAUUACAAAUAGUCAAAUAUUCAUCUUCCUCGGUUUCCUUUUAUGCAUACCGUUAUGCAUCUACUACAAUCAAAUUAAUACACUAGGAGGUUGUUUGCCUCAUGGAAUUGGAAUGAUCGAUCAUCUUUCAACAAUCCAUCGGCCAAUGAGUCGUGCAACCCAAUUCCUAAUUUUCUAUCAUCAACCGAUUGAUUGAUGGGCAUGAGGAUUUUGAAAAUCCAAAGUUUCAAUGAAUUUGGAAGUCGUUGUGGGUUUUCUAUUCAGAAAUCCACUAUUUGGCUUCACAAUACCGUUAGUCUUACAAACAGUCUAGUUCUUUGCUAAAUCUUGGUGUUACGCUAACUACUGUAACUACACAGUGGAGGAAAGCAAGCUCCACCGCCAUUCACUGUACCGCCAACAAUGGCGAAAGUGACGGAAAGCAAGCUCCACCGCCAUUCACUGUACCGCCAACGCAUUCUCCGUUCCCCGUUAAAACGUUAUCUCUUUUCCCGCCACUACCUGCAGAAUCGAUCCACCACACGUAUCCUCGACCUCGUCAGCUAUUCUACGGCCAGUAAUUAAUUAAUGAAUACAACCACGUAAAAUUCCACUAUAUCCUAAUAGUGACACUAAUACAGCACCUGCCGAAAUUAUAUUCCGUUAUAAAAAAAAAAAGCCUUCGGUACGGCUGCCAGUGGAAAACAGGAAGGAAACAGACCCACACCACCAAACAUUCUCCUUCCAAAAACCCCUCCACUCCAGGGGUUUCUCUGUGCCCACAAUUCCACCAUGCAGAUUCCACUCCUGCUUUCCUGCCUGAUUCUCGCCGCUCAUCUGAACGGCGCCGUCUCCUCCCCGCCGCCGGAGUCCGUCAACAUCGGAGUGGUUCUCUCUUUCGGCUCCAUCAUUGGUAAAGUCUCCAAAAUCGCAAUCCAGGCAGCCGUCUCCGACGUCAACUCCGACCCCUCCGUUCUCCCCCGAACCAAGCUCGUUGCGGCGGUGCACGACACCAAUUUCAGCGGCUUUCUCGGCAUCGUCGAAGUAUUGAGGCUGAUGGAGAGCAAGACGGUGGCCGUAAUCGGCCCACAGUCGUCGGUCACAGCUCACGUGCUGUCGUUUAUCGCCAACGAGCUCCAGGUCCCGCUGCUCUCCUUCUCAGCCACCGACCCGACGCUGAACUCGCUCCAGUUCCCGUUCUUUGUCAUGACGUCGCAGAGCGACCUCUACCAGAUGGCCGCCAUCGCCGACAUCGUGGAGCACUACGGGUGGAGGGAGGUGAUCGCGAUCUACGGCGACGACGACCACGGCAGGAACGGGAUCGCGGCGCUCGGCGACCAGCUGGCGGCCAAGAGAUGCAAGAUCUCGUUCAAGGCGCCGCUCAGCCCCAAGGCCACGCGGGAGGAGAUCACCGAUGUCCUGGUCCAGGUCGCUUUGACCGAGUCGCGGAUUCUGGUCCUCCACGUGCCGGAUUAUUGGGGGCCGACGGUCUUCACCGUCGCCCGGUAUCUCGGGAUGAUGAACGCCGGCUACGUCUGGAUAGCCACCAAUUGGUUCUCCACGAUUCUCGACACCGAGCUUGAUCUUGCUCCCGAGGCGGCGGAGGAUGUGCAGGGCGUCCUCACGCUUCGCAUGCACACCCCGGAUACAGAGCUCAAGGCGGAGUUCGCGUCCAGGUGGCCUAACUUGACCGCCGGAGCCGGCGCCGGGAGGAUGGGGCUCAGUGCUUACGGCCUGUACGCUUACGACACGGUGUGGAUCCUGGCCCGGGCACUCGACGCGUUCUUCGCCCAGGGGGGAAAUGUCAGCUUUUCAAAGGAUUCCAGGUUAGCGGAGCUCGGGGGAGGAGACUUACGACUAGAUGCCAUGAGUAUGCUGGACGGCGGGAAACAGCUGCUGGAGAGCAUCUUAAACGUGGAUAUGUUGGGAGUGACGGGUCGGGUCAAGUUCGAGCCGCCAGAGAAGGACACCUUGAUUCGCCCCGCAUACGAAGUCAUCAAUGUGAUCGGGACAGGACAUCAGAGGAUCGGGUACUGGUCGAAUCACUCGGGUCUCUCCGUUGACCCGCCGGAAACGCUCUACUCGAAGCCGGUCAAUCGGUCAAGCUCGAACCAGCAUCUGGGACCCGUUUUCUGGCCCGGGAAGACUACCCAGAAGCCUCGGGGAUGGGUGUUCCCAAACAACGGGAGACAUUUGGCGAUCGGGGUUCCAAACCGGGUCAGCUACCGUGAAUUCAUCACUCAGGUACCCGGAACCGAUAUGUUUUCGGGGUACUGCAUCGACGUUUUCACGGCCGCCGUCAACCUGUUGCCGUACGCCGUGCCUUACAAGCUGAUCCCGUUUGGUGACGGAGUUGACAACCCCAGCUUGACGGAGCUCGUCCGUCUGAUGGCAGCGGGGGUUUAUGACGGCAUAGUCGGCGACGUUGCCAUCAUCACCAACCGGACGAAGAUGGCUGACUUUACGCAGCCGUACAUCGAGUCUGGGCUGGUGGUGGUGGCGCCGGUGAUGACGAGGACCUCUAAUGAGUGGGCGUUCAUGCGACCCUUCACUCCGGCAAUGUGGGUGGUCACGGGUGUCUUCUUCCUCAUCGUCGGGGCGGUGAUUUGGAUCUUGGAGCACCGGCUGAAUGACGACUUCAGAGGCCCGCCGAGAAGACAAGUCAUCACCAUUAUAUGGUUCAGCUUUUCAACAUUGUUCUUCGCUCAUAAAGAGAACACCGUGAGCACCCUGGGGCGGAUUGUGCUGAUCAUAUGGCUGUUCGUUGUUCUGAUAAUCAACUCAAGCUACACGGCCAGCCUGACCUCAAUCUUAACAGUGCAGCAGCUUUCUUCACCCAUCAAAGGAAUCGAGACCCUGAGAACUAGCAACGAUCCCAUUGGUUACCAACAAGGUUCAUUCGCCCGGGACUACUUGGUUGACGAACUUGGUUUCCAUGAAUCCAGGAUGGUCCCACUCAAGGGCCCCGAGGACUGCGAAAGGGCCCUGAAAGCUGGUCCUCACAAAGGCGGCGUUGCUGCUGUAGUCGACGAACAGUCAUAUCUCGAACUAUUCCUUUCAACCAGGUGCGACUUCAGUAUCGUAGGUCAAGAGUUCACCAAGAACGGCUGGGGAUUUGCCUUCCCGAGGGACUCUCCACUGGCAGUUGAUCUGUCCACUGCCAUUCUCAAGCUGUCCGAAAAUGGAGAUCUUCAGAGGAUUCAUGAUAAAUGGCUGAUGAGCAGCGCUUGUAGCUCGCAAACCACGACUUUUCAAGUAGACAGACUUCAGCUCUCAAGCUUCUGGGGACUCUUCCUCAUCUGUGGCUUGGCUUGCCUGAUAGCCCUCCUGCUAUAUUUUCUCAACAUUGCCAGACAGUUUAGCCGCCACCAGCAGGCAGACAUGUCCCACUCUUCUUCUUCUUCCUCCUCCGCUGCUCUCUCCCUCUCAUCAGCAUCUGCUCGUCUUCAGACUUUCUUUUCGUUCGUGGAUGAGAAAGAGGAGAAUGUUGCAAGCCGGUCCAGGAGGAGGUCGCUUGAAAGAGCAUCUAAUGGGGAGACUCAAGAUUCCAAGUCAGGAAGACAGGUUGAGUUCUCUACAAACAAGGACAUUGGUAUUGAGAACGGAGUCUAAGUCACGUUCUUCAUUACAGUUCACACAUCUAUACAAUUCAACUCAAAGCAGCCAGUGGAUAUAGGACAGUGCACAAGAUCGGA